Messenger RNA from Phoenix dactylifera (date palm), 1616 nucleotides. The record is from RefSeq and is a predicted model, not a curated record. Lineage: Eukaryota; Viridiplantae; Streptophyta; Magnoliopsida; Arecales; Arecaceae.
AGCGAAGGUCGGGGAAAUCUCUCUGGUGACUUUCCGUUUCCCGCGUCAUGGGAAUUUGGGUUUAGGGUUGGGUUCCAUCCAAUCUUUCGACUCGGUUCGAUUUCUCUCCUGUCUGCCGUAGUCUCUUUCUUCCUUAGAGGCGCUUACAGAGGACGGACGGCGGAAGUCAGCCGGGGGCGCCAGCACCGUGGCACGAAUAGGGAUCCAUUGGGCAUGGCGUGGUUUGAUGGAUUGGAGGAACCGCGUCUCCUUAUCAGUCCUCAGAAGGAUACGACUACAAAUGUAAAUGCAGAAGGAUGUAUCCUAUCUUUAUGCCAUCCAAAAUCAGGCAAACCAACAAAUUAUGUCUUCUCAGCUGGAAAGUUGCAGGAACUUCAUUGGUUUAAGCAAUCCUGUGGAUCUUGGUUCCUAGGGGACUAUGUAUGUGAAGAUGGCAGCUUGUAUAUUGCGACUCCUAUUGACCCUAUUUUCAUCCUCUUGCCAGUUUUUGAGGCUGCCCGUAUGACGAAGGGGAAUGAUCAAGGAAUGUUUAGGCAGUUAGAUGAAAUCUUAUAUGUUGAUGGUUAUCCAGGCUAUCAGCACCUGAUGUCUGUAGCAGAAGAUUCUAUGCAGCUAGUUUCUGAAGUGAAAGAGAUUGGAUCGGCAAAGUUUUUCAGGCUUAAUGAUUCCCAGGUGCUAGCUUGGUUGUGUCAUAAGGUUCAACGCUUAAAAGCAACAUUACCAAAACUAGACAAAAAUUAUGCUGCUCAAGAGAAAAUGCUACAUCUAGUGGACAUUGUCUCCAUAUUGGGCGAAUACGUAAAAGAUGAGCCUUGGUUGACAUGCUUGUGUAGCCAUUUACAAACUUUCAGCUUGGAUAUACAAGAAAUGCAUACCAAAGUACAGAAGAAUGAAACAGAUUCAACUUUUCUAGACAACACUCCAGUCUCUUCUCGCCCCUUACAGGGUAAAGUUGGAAAUGGAAAGAGCAACUUAAGCAAUGGAAGACAAUCAAAGAAGCUAAAGACUCCAACGGAUUCACAAAACAUAAAAGACAUGUUCUACAGGGCCACAAGAAAGGGAACCUGAGUGAACCUAGAUGAAGAGGUAAUCUAGUGUUGAUCCCAUAACAAAAAGAUUGUAUCCUAAAUCUUAUGACGGCAUAUAGAUCUCAGAUGUUCCAUGUUGAACCUUGUCUAGGUAUGAGACCCCUUAACCUUGUCUUGGUUUGGAACCUUGUCCCCAGCUAGUGUGUGAUGCACAUUGGGUUUUGUAUCUCAUUUGGAACUUGCACUGAGCUGGGCCAUUAAGGCCUACAAUCAGGAUCCAGCUUGACAAAUAUUCGGUUUGAUGAGCUCUUCUGAAGAAACUGUCCCAUGAAUUGGACAGCAGAGUUAAGUCCUGCUGGAAAUUAUAUGAUCUUGGAUCAACCAAUUUAACAAUGAAAGAUGUCUAAAAGCAUGGCACCUAGGAGCUAGCCUUGCAGUUUCUAAUGCCUACGAGAAUUACUUAUGUCUGGGGUAAUCAUUCUGAAAGUAGUUUCUUUAUUUAUUAUAACUGUUACCUGAACAACUGUUAAGACUUCAAUGAAUGUUCUUCGGAUCUGCCAGAGCAAGUGCUGCACUUCAAAUAAAAGG